Aspergillus niger is the source of this 3621-nucleotide messenger RNA. RefSeq lists its product as uncharacterized. The record is from RefSeq and is a predicted model, not a curated record. NCBI's taxonomy places the organism in Eukaryota, Fungi, Ascomycota, Eurotiomycetes, Eurotiales, Aspergillaceae. Bases 1 to 3621 code for a protein of 1206 amino acids. The transcript is spliced from 4 exons.
AUGACGUCUUUUCUUAUUAAUGCAUCUCAGGAAGAAUCACAAUGGGCUUGCAUCUCAGAGUUAGCCUCGCAGCUGGCCUGUGUAACGAACGUUGGAGGUGACACUGAGGAUAAAUCCCCGAUUUCGAAGCCUUAUUAUACUUGUCUCCUGCGUGAUCCGCGCCUUUAUACAUUCUCAAACCAGUUGAUUCAGGCCUUGCUACAUCAUGAGUCAAAGGUCGAUAAUCGCAACAUACACCAAUUACUGUCCAUCCUGAAACGGGAAUCAAAGCGUAUAACUCAGGCGCUUGAUCGCUCUUCACUGCGUUGUCUGGCAUACCUAUUGCUCAACUCAGACGUAGAUAACGGGCUGAAGAAUGGAAUUUACCUGCUGCUGGAUGAACCGCAAUACAUGAGAGACUCAGGGCACAUGGUAUAUCAAGUAGCAAGCCCAAGAAUUGAGGACAGGCCCCGCUUGCUUCAGAGAAGGAUAUUGAGCAAGCUAUACCUCUUGUUUUCCACUGAAGGCCAAGCUACAUGGCUACGGAAAUUGGCUGGCAAAAUGUUUCUGGAGAUACUUUCGGAGCCAGAGCAUAAUGACGCCUUCUUCCUUGAAUCAGAAGAAGUGGAAUUGUCACGGCUUUCGUACGUCAUCCUCAAUGGAAACUGUACUCUGAAACUGCUCGCGACUAUCAUGAUCCAUGCGCUACAUAACUCGGGAGUAAGCGACGAAGCACUCUGGAAAUCCGACAGUAGCACGGACAGAGUCAGGUUCUUCGAUACUUUACCUUCCUAUAGAAAUGAUCCGCUACAGCACUUUUACACCUUAUCCAACAUGGCCGUUGUAUCGGAAGUGGUAGAUAAGACUUCCUACCUCCGACGCUGCUUUCUUCUUCAGUCACUUCACAUCGACGAGACACCAUUGUUCGAAGGAACUGUCCUUGCCAUAAUCGAUGAGGGGUGUUUGACAUUCAUCACCUAUAGACAGAACACAACGAGAAUGUGCCUAGAAUACGUUGAUUUCUACACUCAGAGCAUCGGUCUACCCGUGCGCACGGUUGUGGACAAAUCUAUGAUAUAUUGUCUGAAAUUAGUCCUUUCCCAGAAUAAGCUGGUCGUGAAAAAUGGCAGACGGCUAUGCUUCGAAGGCCAUGUUUUAAGCAUCUUAUCCGAUAAAGAUCCUGGUGAUUUGCGGAAUGCCAUCGAGGCAUUCUGUCAGAAUGAUCAGGGGUCUAUAAAUACGGAUGGUAUAUUUCGGACAUCUUCAAUGGUGAUGGAACUGGAUACGAGCGAUGAAGUUGCAAGAAAAUCUUCUGGGAUCUCACCUAACAACACACAGGGGCAGGAGGGACCCCGCACAGGUCCCAUUUUGAUACAAAAGUCUGUCAAAGAGUUGGAGAAACACUCAGAAGAGCUCGAGAAGUGCAAUACCACGAAUGCGAAUCUGGAUGAUGUUCAUUUGGAACGUAAUGGCUCUCAGCAAGAGUGUCAGCGAACAAAUUACGCAGGUGAACCUCCAGUGCCAUUAUCAAACCCAUCACUGUCCAAAGGAGUACCGAGAAAACCAUAUGGUAGACUUGCACCAAAUCCAGAUACCGGAAGAAGAAGAUCAAGUCGCUUGCAAAGUGGGAAUAGACGGAGAGACCCUCUAUCGAAUACUCAAGAGUCUAUGGUCAUCUAUACGCGACAUUCCAAGCAGAAGGUAUAUAUAGCCAAUUCCAAAGCUGCUGUCGACUGGGACGAGGAUCUCCGACCUAGUGACGAUGAAGUGGAACGGCCUUUUAAGGAUGCGGAGGUAACUUCAAUUUCUUCCCCCUUGCCCGGUGAGACGUCCUUUGUCGGCAGUCGUUCGGCAGCUCCAGGCAAGAAGAGAGCAGCCAGAGGGAGGAAGCUAGCCACAAAGCGCAAGAAGAUAGUAUCUUCUCGCCCAACAAGAAAGAAUGAAAACAAUACCAAGAAAGCGACACCAGCAUCAGCAUUUACAGAAGAUGCUGACAACCCCAACCAUAAGCCAGGGCACACACUAUCAGAUGAUGACAUAAUAGGGAAACUGAUACCUUGUUCGAGAGAAAGAAAUGGACGUGCCAUGGCCAAAAGUGCUCAUGUCGAGCUCGUCUCUGAUAAUGCCAUCGUCGGAUGUGACUCUGCUGCACCACAACACAAUGAUGAUCGCACCAGAUCGCUUCGAAUUCAAGCUUCCGGGAAAAAUGAAAGUUAUUCGGAGCUAUCUACAAGUGUGACGGGUGAUAAUAACAAUCAGAUGAAUACUCCUAAGUGUCAUCCGACCGCACAAGGACUUCAAGGUAGGGGCCGUGUAGUGGGGUACAAGCUGUCUGCAGCUUUCCAGCAAGGCUACCCCUCAGCAGGCCAUGGCGGGCAUAAGGAAAACAGCUUAGAGCAUAUACAGACCCAUAAUAAGCUAGCAAACGAAAAUGAGCUCGAUUUGUCAGACACAUUAUAUGUGUCCGUGUGUGACGGUGGAAUACAGGGACAGCACGACAUCACGGAGUCUGUCAUAGAGCGAUAUACCAUCUAUGAUGGGGUAUUGCCCUUAGAAACACCAAACGAGCAAUUCACGAGCAAAAUUGAGGAUGAUCUUCAUGCAGAAUGUUCUGUCCAAAGGCAUACGAGCAGGAGCAGCUCCUUCAAGAUUGACAACGAGGAGCCAAAGAUGUUGACCCAAUCAGGUGGCUCCGCUGACUCAAGUCCAUUGUGUGUAGGGGAAAGUCGUUCUCAUGAAGAAUUUCCCUUUGAAAUGUGCAAGGAGAGCCUCGGGGCCGCGCAUAAUACUUGCACUUCCGACAUGCCUCAGACCACAUCCGAGGGCAUGAAAAGUCCGCGGGCUAGGCCAGUGAAGAGAAAGAUAGCUGCGCUCAGUCCAGACUAUAUGCGAGAUGACCCAAUUACAGGGGACCAUGCUUCAGAAAAUGCUUUCAGGGAAGACUCUAGGCGGUUGGUUCGCAAACAUCACUGGAAUCCCACAAAGCGAUUGAGAAACACCCCCCGAUCAACUAUAGUGGAUGCUGAUGGGAGCCCUCGCCUUCUAUACCACAUCAAAAGCGGAUACAUGGGUGGUAGGGCCGACGUGGACGGAAAUCCUCGAGAAAUGUCAGGCGCGGGAGACAGGUCCUCCACCAGCGAGCACGUUCGGGGGAUCAUGAAGGAUGGUAAAAAUGGUGCACAAAAUGACGAACUACCUGCUUUUUGCGAGCGAAACGUAAUUUCAGGAUCGAAACAUUCCGGAACCUGCACGAAACAAGUGAAGGAAGUACUGACCUUCCAGGAUCGUCUAAUGGCAUGUACAGGUAAACCUACAUCAAACAAGACCCCGCUUAGAAAUCCCGCACGAUCGAGUCCAAAUGCACAUUUGACAUUGGAACGCGAUAACGAGCCUCAUGCGACAUGCAACUCCCUACCUGGGUCGACAGUAGUCCCAGACCAAUUAUCGGCGCAGUCAUGUUCGCAGAAGCCAAGUACCACCGCAGAUGGUGUCCUGGAGCACACCAGCUGGCAGACAUCCCUGCAGGUGCUUCACAAAAGAGCGCAAAGCAUGCUUCUUGCGACAAGCGAGGUAGGCGACAUCCCGUGGGGAUUCCAAGCGUUCAUACUGAAUUGGCUGCAAGCAUAUAAUCCAAGAAAUUGA